AUGAACGAUGAGACCAGUCGGCGCACUCGCCAUUUGCCGAAACGCGCUCGUGAGUCGUGGACGCGUCAAAGCCCCCAACGCUCGCGAUCGCCACCGGCGAGAAGGAGAAAACGCUAUCGCACGCAAGAUGGAUCGUCUACACUAGAAGAAGCAACAGCAUCUGCCUGCAUUCCUACGCAAGAAAAAUUCCCAUUUGACUACAAAGGGGCGCCUCGGUCUGAAGAGCAGUUCACAGGACCACUCCUUAGCUCGGCGAAGUCAUCUUUGAGCACGAUUACGGUCCACCAGCAGGAGUUGAUCAUCGAUCUAAUCCGGGAACGCGCAAAAGACACCGAGGGUAGUACUUGGAGGCUCGAAAAACGCCUUGACAACGCAUACGCGACGUUAGAGUGGUGGGAGACAGUCGGGUGCGAGUUCUGCUUUGUCAUGAAUGGGAACGUGCAGCCGGGUCACGCAAUGGAGAAAUGUGACCGCUGGCACGGUUGCGACAAAGCAAGGUCGAUUCUCAAAUGGCUGGAGAGCCUCAAUAUUCCCAAGGUCUUGGAGGACCCUGGCUCCUGCAGUAUGUGCACGCAUAUGUGGCUCCCGUGUGGAGAUAUUUGCCUGUCCCAGAGCAUCCAUGAUGCAGGAUCGAAACAGGAGAAGGCAAGACUGGCAAAGGAGCUUCAAUCGCAGCCAAACUUCGAUGGCCACUGCGAGCGAAAACCAAUCAUGAGGAGGGUUAUCGCGGCUCUGUGCUCAUAUGACGACCAGUUCUUUGCCAAGAUACUUGCCAAGUUAGCAUCAGAUAACGAUGAUGUGGACCUGUCACUCGAACGGAGCGCCCGAGCCUGGUUCGAGCAUCGAAUUCCCCACAAAGACAGUUGGAUACCGAGGCUUCUCUUCAUCUUCGAGGCAUUGAUAGUUGGCUUUUACGUCCGACAAAAUUAUCGGCUAGGAUUGCCACCGUUCGAUAACCUACCCCAAAACCCGCCUGGGGCUUGUCGGAGUAGCGUAGCCCCAACCAGGCUUGAAGCACCUGGAUCGACCCCCAAUCGGCCUGAUGGAGACAUUGUGGUGAAGAGGUGGGCAGCAACCAUCGACUGGUGGUGGCGGAAAUGCAGCUACUGCAUUGGGAGCGGACGCAAGGGCGAAGCCGUCCUUCAUGACCUGCGCGAAUGCGCAUACGGUGGUGCCGAAGCAAUAGAAACCGAGUUCGGCAACGCCAUCUAUGCAGAAGAAAGAGCCCCGGGCACUGCAUGCUACCGCUGUUACCUGCCUAGGCAGCUCUGUGGCAAAUGGUCGAAAACUAGCGGUGGUGGUUGGAUCGAGAGGGACAAAUCGGAGUGGACUUGCCGAUAUGGAAAGCACCUGCUCCGUGAUACGAUCGUCGGGCUCUACCAAUCCCAUGCUGUGACGUUCAUGAACGAUAUGCGGAAUGUGGCGGCGCAAUGGUACGAGAACGAGCAUAUGGCGCUAAGCCCAGUAGUCGACGACGAGAUGGUGGCAGACUUCCUCCUUCAAGGGUUCACAAACCGAGGCGUCGGAGGCAUUGAGAUGAUGCGACAGCUUGCGCUCUGGUCAAGGACGGUCUGGUAUCAUAAAUUGGCUGAUGAACUCUUGCUUCCAGACGAUGACGACGGUGGUCACCAGAGCCAAUUGUCCAAUACCGACAUCUUCGGCCUGCAUCCUUCAGCCCGGUCGAAUCGGCCUGCCCGCUUACGACGCUGCGAAUCUGUGAGCCUAGAGGUACGAUCGGCCCGAGCUCGUUGCUCUGUUCAAGAGAAACUAGAUGGUUCAUUAAUCCAUCGGUAUCACCGCCGUUUAUUGAACCCGUAUAAGCCAUCAGGGUCAGCCAGGCCUAUCAGCACAUGGUCGAAGGAAGACAUAUCACUGUGGUGCGAGAGGAGACACUGGGAAUAUCCGAAUCCAAACUGUUGGCGCGAGAACUGGAGGGAUGAUCAGAACAACGAUCUUGUCAACGAGGAGAAGGUUCAGAAGCAACUAGAGCGAUGGUCUGUCCGAUGUCCGCUCUGCCUUCUCUACCGAGAUCCCGCCUGCGAUGAGCAUCCCCUUUCAACAUGCCCCCGAGUCGAAGGAUGUCGGGCACGCUCCAUUCGCGCUCGUCUCUGGGAGAGGAUAGUAGAGCUUCAGGCAAAUGGGAUACAGGGAUACGGCCCGGUUCCUUGGUGCGGAGACUGUGGUCUGCCCCGGUCUUGCUGCCCUGCUUGGGUAAACCAAAGCGCAACAGACACGGCCUCCGAGUGGGACGCGCCCCCGUGGGGAGGAGAUGAGUAUGCCUGUCAAUCAUCGCUCGCGCGAGAGUGGCGGCGGCAGGAUGGGAGCCGAUGCGAGUUCCGUGAAGUCGUUGUUAACGCAGUCUCGGCCAUGUGUGUAUUCUCCCUUUCAGGUGGCCCUGGCACUGACACGGACACGUUCUGGGACCAGAUUGAGGCCUGGCAUAGCCAGAGCGAUAUCCGCUUCAACCAGCAUUGGGGGACAGAGGGGUGGCUCCUCUCUCCGAUGCCGUGGGGUAGGCAAGACGUCAUGGUCAUGUUGUGCAUCUUCUGUCGGUUGGAUGUAGUUGUGGAAGAUCUAUGGAUCGAGAAGGAAGUCGACCGGCGUCGAGCCGAAUUGCAUCUCCCGAGCCCCGAAGUGAAUUAUAUCAUCAUCAAACAACAACGCCAACCCCAACUCGAUCCCCAGAAGGGCAAGACGGUAGCGAAAAGAGAUGCCCCAGAUGAGGAUGCUAUGUCCUUGCAGCGCUCCAACAUCCAAGGGGCACUCGAUAUGGCAGAGUAUGAGGGAGAGCGCUCAUCUGGGUAUUGGGGGGACACCGCCUACUUAUCCGCCCUGGGAGCGCGUGUGCGAGCAUGGCGUAGGGGCGGAAUCCGCUGUCAACUAUGUUUGACGUACGAAUGGAGCGAGACUUGCUAUCUCCAUGAUAUGGAAGCGUGUACGUUGCACAGCGAAUCCAAGCCGGCGAUGACGCUGCUGAACAGGUGGUCGGGAAUUCGGGGGGCUGAAAAGGGGGAGGGGAAGCAAUGUUUGCGAUGUCGUUUCCCGAAUGUAGUAUGUCGCCCUAUUAAGUAUGAGGACGCCGAUGACAACAGGGGAAGCGCUGCGGGAGAGGGCAGUGUGAGCUGUUGCGGGGUAGAAAUAUUAUGUCGUACGGUUGCAGCAUUGCUAACAGUAGCGGAUGGCGUACUAGGGGAUAUGGUUAUCCAAGAAGAAAUGGGCAAGGAAAAGUGGGAUAAAGACUAUGAUCGGUUAUCGCGGGAGUGGAUGGGGGAACAGGUCCGUAUUGGGAACUCUACUGCUCCACGGAUCGUUCGAAUAUUCCAACGGCUCUUAGAUGGAUUCAACGGAUUAAACCGGACCGUGUGGAAGAAACGAGUUUAA
Fusarium redolens is the source of this 3381-nucleotide messenger RNA. RefSeq lists its product as uncharacterized. The coding region runs from base 1 to 3381 and encodes 1126 amino acids. The record is from RefSeq and is a predicted model, not a curated record. NCBI's taxonomy places the organism in Eukaryota, Fungi, Ascomycota, Sordariomycetes, Hypocreales, Nectriaceae. The transcript has a single exon.